Molecule: messenger RNA, 567 nt
Organism: Cynara cardunculus var. scolymus (artichoke)
Lineage: Eukaryota; Viridiplantae; Streptophyta; Magnoliopsida; Asterales; Asteraceae
Product: basic leucine zipper 43-like
Exons: 1
Coding region: 1-567 (188 amino acids)
Biological process (GO): regulation of DNA-templated transcription
Molecular function (GO): DNA-binding transcription factor activity
Source: RefSeq, a predicted model, not a curated record
AUGCAAGCCGGUGAGCUUACUAAUUCCCUCUACCUUCUUCAACCAAACCAGACCCUAAACAACUCACCAAUUUUGCAGUUUAAUGUUGACACACCCGUAAACCAGGUCUAUCAUCUUGAUACGAACCCUCAAUUUCAAGAAAUGAACCUGCAAUCGACAUAUAUCCGCAGCAACUGGACUUCUGAUGAAGCAGAUGAGCAACAACUAAGCCUCAUCAAUGAGAGGAAGCAGAGAAGAAUGAUAUCUAAUAGAGAGUCAGCACGCAGAUCACGCAUGCGCAAGCAGAAGCACCUAGAUGAACUUUGGUCACAGGUUAUUUGGCUGCGUAAUGAAAACCACCAACUUGUUGACAAACUGAACAAGUUCUCAGGGACUUAUGAUCAAGUUCUUCAAGAGAAUGCUCAGCUUAAGGAGGAAGCUUCAGAACUUCGCGAAAUGGUCACUAAGUUGCAGCUUAAUGGCACCUAUUCUACUUUAGAGGAUCUAGAUGAUAUUCAUAGCCACACAGCUUAUUUCAGAACUGAAUCUUCAAACCCCUCCAUCUCAAGUUCCUCAGACUUCUUCUAG